CAGGAUGCCCGGGCUACUCCUUCCCCAGCUGCCUGAUAUUCAAACUGCAUUACCGCCCAUAUUCAGCCAAUCUCAGCACAAUACUGCGAAUCAUCGAAAGAAUAUCGUUGCACUGCACAAGAUUCAUCUCCAGUGUGCCGCGGUGACCCAGACCCUGCCCAACGGCAAAGGCAUCAGGUUGACAGGGGAAAAAGCUUUCAAUGAUGCAUUUUCUUCUAUCGUGGACAAGAUACUGGAGGUGAAGCGAGGUGUCCUGCAGGCGGACAGGGUGGUGAAAUAUGUUGCAAGUUUUGUGACAUUCCUCUCGGAAAAAGCCGCCGAGCAGGCAACGGACGGGGAUGACGACGAAGACACACCAGCAUCGCGACUGAUUGCGUUCCUGCUGUCGCAUCUCUUGAAAGGUUUCGAAGCAAAAGAUAAAUCAGUCCGGUACCGAUGUGUCCAACUGGUUGCAAUGAUGAUUUCCUCCCUAGGCGAACUAGAUGAGGACUUGUUCAUGACACUACGUGAAGCUCUCCUCGAGCGUGCACAUGACAAGGAGCCCGCCGUUCGCGUCCAAGCCGUCAUUGCUUUGUCCAAAGUGAUGGCCGGAGAAACAGAGGAGGAUCUGGCGGAUGGGGAGGAAAGCGUGCAAGAGAUCUUAUUGGGGGUGCUCAGACAUGAUCCAUCUGCUGAGGUCCGAAGGGCUGCCCUCCUCAAUACACCGCCUUCUCCAACCACGCUCAACGAUAUUUUGUCCAGAACACGAGACACUGACACUACUCUUCGCCGUCUUGCGUACACUGCAGCUCUGUCUGCUCUUCCAAAUGCGAAGGUGAUGUCUAUUGCUCAAAGAGAGGAAGCCAUCCGCAACGGCCUUGGGGAUCGCGAGGAGAGCGUCCGUCGGGCAGCAGGCAAGAUGGUUGCUGGGUGGGUGGAAAAUCAGGACUUGCUUGAGUUCCUGCGCAUGCUGGACGUCGUGAGCAGCAGGGUUGCCGAAGAUGCUCUACUGAGUGUCUUCGUCACCAGGCCAGAGCUUCUAGAUGCCGCCCAACUUGAUGAGGAAUUCUGGUCGUCGAUCGCCGCGGAAAAGGCUUUUCUCGCACGCGUCUUCGUUGAUCACUGUAUCUCAAUUAAAGAUACGGCGCGCCUGGAGUUAUCUCUCCCCGUUGUUACUGCCCUCGCUUUCCGGAUACAGAGUGCCUACAAUAGGCUUCUGGACAUCACACUGGGGGAGGAGUCGCUCAUCGCGCAAGGAGCGGAGCUGGAAGCCAACCAAGAAGUGGCAAAGGACGAGGCAAUAUUCAUGCUUGGAGAGCUGUGCAAACUGGCUGUCAACCUCGAUUACGCAGACGAAAUCGGCAGAAGAAAAAUGUUCAGCCUUAUUCGGGACAUGCUCAGCCAACCGAGCUUACCGGAAGCGCUCAUUCCAAGAUGCAUGGACAUCAUGAGCAAGCUGUCUGACAGUGAGCGUGACUUAAUUCGAGUGGUGGUGGAGAUUGUCGGUGAUUUGAAGUAUCCUGAAGAUAAUGACGGUGACUUCUCUCGUGCUGGCAGCGAGGAGGCAUCAGAAAUCUCUCGUGGCUCUCGCCGUUCUCAAAACCGCUCACGUUCACGAGACCGGAAGAAAGUGCAAAAGACUGAGGAGGAGGAAGAGAUUGAGAAAGAGCGAGCGGCAUUCAUCGACAUGCGCUGUCUUGAGUUAUGCAUUGCCAUGCUAGAACGGGUGAACUCUAAUCUGCAUGAGAACUCCGCGUUUCAAGGUUUACUACCUGAACUCAUCAUUCCUGCCGUCCGAAGCAAGGAUUCCGCGUUGCGCGAACGAGGUCUCACCUGCAUUGGACUUUGUUCGUUGAUCGACAAGAAUACGGCCAAAGAGUCAUUUGGACUCUUUAUGAACCAAGUUCAAACAGCUUCCGACGAAAUGAAGUGCAAAGCACUGAAAGCCAUCUUUGACAUGCUCAUGAUUCACGGAACAGAUUUCUUCAUGGUUAAUGGAGAAAAUCGCACAAAUGACUUCUUGCUGCAUGUGAUGUCAGACGAGUUGCCGGAUGUGCAAGCUGUCGCUUGUGAGGGUAUCGCAAAGCUCAUGCUUUCUGGGAUGGUGACCGAUGAAACGAUCCUCCAAAGCCUUGUGCUAAUGUAUCUCUCGCCCGAGACUGCCGAGAACCAAGCUCUGCGUCAAUGCCUGAGCUACUUCUUCCCAGUAUACUGCUAUUCGGCGUCACAGAAUCAGAAGAAGAUGCAGCACAUAUUCGUUCCGGUAAUGGAAGUCCUCACGCAGGUUCGCCAGGAUCUGGAAGAAGAUCAAGAGAUGAUCUCGCAGAGCCAAAUUGGACUACAGCUUGUAGACUGGACUGAACCAGAGAAAGUGGUCCAGAUCGAUGGAAUGAAGGCGGAUGACUCCGUUCAUGUGGACGUGGCGAUCGAUCUCCUCAAAUAUCUGCUGGAUGCCAGCGACAAGGACGAACGGAAAGCCAUCUGUCAGCUUUUGAACAAGUUGCACUUCCCCGAGCAGGUGGAUGACGAUAAGAUCAGAAGCAUCGGACUCUUAAUUUGGGGUGUCAAGACACGGAGGCCUUUGAAAGACACCACCUCAAGAAACGCGUUUGUUCGUUUCCAGAACGCCAUGAACAAGAAGUACUCCGAGCAGCUCACAGGAAUGGAUGAAGCAGCAUAUCGAGAGCUGGCGUCCUUGAAGGAGCUGUUCGAUGACGUCUUCUUAUUGGUGCCAGAUGAAGAUGACGAAGAAGAGGCGACUCCCAGGCCGAAGGUGAAAACAGCUCCUCGGCAACGCGUGCGGAGUUCCUUGGCCUCUUCGGCAGAAAGUGACGAAGAGGAUGCGGCGCCAGUCGAUGAUGACGAGGAUGCGGAUGAAGUAGAUUCUAUUUUGGGUGAAGACGAUGAAUAG
This is a messenger RNA of Dacryopinax primogenitus, 2890 nucleotides long. RefSeq names its product ARM repeat-containing protein. The transcript has 11 exons. The record is from RefSeq and is a predicted model, not a curated record. Lineage: Eukaryota; Fungi; Basidiomycota; Dacrymycetes; Dacrymycetales; Dacrymycetaceae. Gene Ontology annotation, biological process: mitotic chromosome condensation. Gene Ontology annotation, cellular component: condensed chromosome; condensin complex. Bases 5 to 2890 code for a protein of 961 amino acids.